AUGUCACGAGCAAGGAUGUCGAUGUGUGUCUAUUCUCCCGUUGAUACUCUGCAUAUUCUGAAUAUGAAAGGGCUUUCGCAAGUUGUUUUUAUAAAGAAGAAAGGAGUUCGAUUUUUGAUGAUGAAGUACCCACCCCGCGAAAGGAUCCGCGAACGCCUAAACCCCUACUACUAAGUGUUUUCUCCCAUUUCUAGAGAGGACAACGAUCGCAAGGAUCACUCCCCAUCUUCUUGUCCUUGUAACAGAGACUCUUUUGAAUAAAUCGUGAAUCGUGGGACGA
Molecule: messenger RNA, 280 nt
Organism: Amoebophrya sp. A25
Lineage: Eukaryota; Dinophyceae; Syndiniales; Amoebophryaceae
Source: the annotation of a GenBank genome assembly